Messenger RNA from Arabidopsis lyrata subsp. lyrata, 483 nucleotides. RefSeq lists its product as uncharacterized. The record is from RefSeq and is a predicted model, not a curated record. NCBI's taxonomy places the organism in Eukaryota, Viridiplantae, Streptophyta, Magnoliopsida, Brassicales, Brassicaceae. Bases 112 to 312 code for a protein of 66 amino acids. The transcript has a single exon.
GGCAUGCAUAUGUUUGACUUUAUAUUAAUACCAAAGAAGAUGGAGUAAGAAUUUGAACUUUGAAGGUAGAGAAAGAAAAGAGAGAGAGAGAGAGAAAGAGAGAAAGAGACGAUGGUGAUAAAGAGAAUAGAGCUAUGCAUAGAGAUUACGAAGAUAGCAAUGGAGUUCUUGGUAGUGGUGGCUGACGCCGUGACAAUCUUUUUAAGGCAAUCUUCUCCACCUCCUCCGGCUCUCCUCCGCCAUGGCCUCUACUCUUACUCUGCCUCCCUUAAUCGUCCUUCUUCCCAUUACGUCAUCGGCUUUCUUCCCUAAGUUUGUAAUCGUUUCGUUUUUAAUGCUUUGUAAUAUAUUCAUGUAUAUUCUUGCUUUUUUUAUAAUGAAUGUCCAUGUAUAUUGAUUUCUUAAUUUUGUAAUACAUCACCUUUCACCUCACUUUCUCUAUAUGUAUGUAUAUUUUUAACAACAAGAACUAGUUUUUAGCCA